Lampris incognitus (smalleye Pacific opah) is the source of this 1645-nucleotide messenger RNA. It is a transcript of the gene apip, whose product is annotated as APAF1 interacting protein. Gene Ontology annotation, cellular component: cytoplasm. The coding region runs from base 70 to 807 and encodes 245 amino acids. Lineage: Eukaryota; Metazoa; Chordata; Actinopteri; Lampriformes; Lampridae. The record is from RefSeq and is a predicted model, not a curated record. Gene Ontology annotation, molecular function: methylthioribulose 1-phosphate dehydratase activity; metal ion binding. The transcript is spliced from 8 exons.
GAGUUGUUAGCGGAGCACUUGCUCUAGCGGUUGUGAAGUUUCUCUGCAUAUCUCAUCAAAAUUGUGGAUAUGUCUUCAGUGUGUGGUACAAGUAAUGGUUACCAAGAUGGAGGCCAAGAGACCGCAGAGAAACAGGACAGCGAGCAUCCUCGUGUGCUCAUCCCUGAGUUAUGCCGACUCUUCUACCAGCUUGGAUGGGUGACGGGCACAGGUGGUGGGAUAAGUCUAAGACGGGGAGACCAGCUCUACAUAGCACCUUCUGGGGUCCAGAAAGAGAGAAUCCAGCCAGAGGACAUGUUUGUCUGUGAUUUGGAGGAGAGGGACAUCAGCUGUCCACCUGCCUGGAAGAAGUUGAAGAAGAGCCAGUGUACCCCCCUCUUUAUGAAUGCCUACACUAUGAGAGGGGCACAAGCUGUUAUCCACACCCACUCCAAGGCUGCUGUCAUGGCAACACUGCUGUAUACUGGCCAGGAGUUCAGGAUAACGCACCAAGAGAUGAUCAAGGGGAUUUGUAAGGGUACCUCAGGCACCAACUAUAGGUAUGACGACACCCUGGUAGUGCCUAUCAUUGAGAACACCCCAGAGGAGCGAGACUUGAAGGAGCGGAUGGCACGGGCCAUGGAGAAGUACCCUGAGUCGUGUGCAGUCUUGGUCCGCCGCCACGGUGUCUAUGUAUGGGGAGAGUCAUGGGAGAAAGCCAAGACCAUGUGCGAGUGCUACGACUACCUAUUUGACAUCGCUGUACAGAUGAAGCAGUGUGGAUUGGAUCCUUCAGCCUCCCCCACAGAAGAAAAACGGAUUGUGUGACCUUCACUGCUGCCCAUCAGAGACAUUUUGUUGCAAAAGUGUUAUUGGAAUUAAUUUAGGGGAACUCAGAAUACUAAUUUGCCUUUCAUACUCGUUCAAAACUCUUGGCACAUAACAAUAAGAGCAGAUUCAGUCUUGGAGGAGAUUUUAUCAGUGACUGUAUGCCAGAAGCACCUUGAGGAAGGUGUGUGUGGGGGGUAACCAUGAGUGAAGGGUUGUCCCACCAAUGUCCUAAGAUUCACAUGCCCUGCUAUUCACCUAUGAAUAAACCGAAUCCAGCUCUCUGUGUAUGUCAUGCAUGAACCAGGUGCACAUCCUACCGGAUCUACUAUGCAGCCUCCUUUGGUUUGAUAACUAAAAAUCGAUGCAAUGCAAACAAUGUCGAUCAUAAGAUGUUAAUUAAAGAUCCUUUUUAUUAUUACCCAAGGUUUUUGCCAUCCUCAAAAGACGUGUUUUUGUUCCUAUAUUUGCUCGUUCGCAGUGGAAGAGUCGAGCUUUUUUAGAUGUUUUGCCAGUCGUUUGAAAGAUGACCUCACCAUGCUUGGCUAUGCCCGUCGUAUUUUGUGAACCAUUUCUAAGUUCUUUGUAAUAAAACAUUUAAGUCAGAUCCAUUUCUGUUAAGUUUAGUUUCUGCUUGAGCAGAGUUGGAAUGCUAAAAUUAACAAUUAAUACAAUGAACAGCUCUGCUCACAUAUAAGCUGGUUUCUCUUGUUUAAUUUGACUUUCUCAAAAGUCAAAAUGUGCAAUUACAUGUUUUCAUUCGUGCAUGAUUUUUUUUUCCUGAAAGGCAGAAAGAGUGGCUUUUUUGUGGAAGCUAUUAAACUUUCCAUUAUUUUGA